Messenger RNA from Jatropha curcas, 1476 nucleotides. RefSeq names its product Pyridoxal phosphate phosphatase-related protein. Gene Ontology annotation, molecular function: phosphatase activity. Lineage: Eukaryota; Viridiplantae; Streptophyta; Magnoliopsida; Malpighiales; Euphorbiaceae. The record is from RefSeq and is a predicted model, not a curated record.
AAAUAGAUCUGCUUCUUCUGUGGCCUUUUGAAACUCAACUGGUUUGUACCGUGGACCUGUCUUCUCUGAAGUACCAGCAAAGGCCUUGUUGGGUUUGAACCUUUCUGUCUUCAAGAUCUUAUCUAACUGCUCGUCAGCACCUCCAUACAUAUCAGCAUCAACUUCUUUCUUUGAUCGAUACAAUGUUGAAAGUGUAGGCUAAGCUGUAAAUAGCCUCUUGUCAUACGCAUUUUCCUUUCUCUUCUUUGAACAACCUUUGAUGAUACACAACCUCUCCUCCUCUGCCAGCUCAAGUAGAAGUCCUUCCAAGAGCAACCUUCUCACUUCUCACUGAUCGAUCUAAUCUAACGGCUAAGAUCACAAUUACAUCGGUUCUUCACAAGCUCCAGAGGUUCCAUCGUUUUGUAGCAUCGAUUUAGCGUCGGGAGUCCGUCAGCAGCCGGAAAUGACGCGAUUAGUGGUGAUUUUCGAUUUUGAUCGCACCUUAAUCGACGGCGAUAGUGACAGCUGGGUGGUGACCCAGAUGGGUCUUACCCCGUUGUUCAAUCGGCUUCGUUCUACUUUGCCCUGGAACUCCCUCAUGGAUAGGAUGAUGAAGGAGCUCCACUCACAAGGAAGAACAGUUGGCGAUAUCACUGAGUGCCUGAAUCAGACUCCAUUGCAACCGCCAGUUAUUGCAGCCAUAAAAGCAGCCCACGCCCUUGGGUGUGACUUAAGAAUAAUUAGUGAUGCAAAUCAGUUUUUUAUUGAGAAAAUCUUGGAUCAUCACGGAUUGUUGGGAUGCUUCUCCCAGAUCACCACAAAUCCAAGCUUGGAAGAUGGUGAAGGAAGGCUUCGGAUUUUCCCUUAUCAUGAUUUGAGCUCACCUACUCAUGGUUGCAAUUUAUGCCCUUCAAAUUUGUGCAAGGGUUUAGUACUUGAGCAAAUUCAUGCUUCCAUUAGUAGAAAUGAGAGGACAAGAUUUAUCUACCUUGGAGAUGGGAGUGGUGACUUCUGCCCAUCUCUGAAACUUGGAGAAGGUGAUUAUGUGAUGCCAAGAAAGAAAUAUCCCCUAUGGAAUCGCAUUCGCAGCAAUCCAUCUCUUAUCAAGGCAGAAGUUCACGAAUGGAGUAGCGGGGAGGAGCUUGAGAAGAUUCUUCUCCACCUUAUAAACACAAUCUCCAGUAAAGAGAACAUUAGGAGCAGCAAUUCUAAUCAGUUGAAUUCAACAGAAUGCAAGAUUUCCACCCACAAGGCACAGCCUCAAACUCUCUAUGUUCCUCGUUAAUUAGACAAAUAGAAUAGCAGUCAUUAAUAUUGGAAUACAGCGAUUGUGAUGAGUGGUUCUGGCAAAAUCAUUGAUGAUCUGAUUGGAGCAGAUAUCAAUUCUUUAACUUUCAAAAAUCAAUGUGGUCUAUUUUGUUUGCUGUAUUGUGUCGUAUUAUCCUAUUCAUGAUCCAUGGCCCAAUAGAAGGAAAAUAGUCCCACUUCUCUUAA